CCGGCAAAUUCAAUUAAAUGUUUUUCUUGCCUAAUCGUUUCAUCUUGUGGCUGAAAAAAAAAACUGGAAAGAUAUAUAGCAAAAUUGCACCAAAUUCUAUCAGUUGCGCCAUUCGAAAAUGGCGACUGCCAAUUUUUGCCGCCCCAAGUUCAUUCAUCAUCAGCAGCACCAGAAUUGCUUUAACCUUCCUACGAAUCUCUACUUCAGUCAACACUUAAAAAGCAAACGCAGCGACGGAGCUCAGUCCGUACGACGGCGGCGGCAACGGUGGCGUAGUAGCUUGCGUGUGGAUUGCCAAGCAGCUGCGACUGACCUCGAAGCCACAGCUCGCGCCGGGAAAGACCGUCUGUUGAAGGUACCAAUAUCAAAUAUAAGGAAUUUCUCAAUAAUAGCACAUAUUGAUCACGGGAAAUCGACGUUGGCAGAUAAGUUGCUGCAAAUGACGGGAACCGUAGAGAGCCGAGACAUGAAGGAACAGUUUCUAGAUAAUAUGGAUUUGGAGAGAGAAAGAGGCAUCACUAUCAAAUUGCAGGCUGCUCGAAUGCGUUUCAUUUAUGAAAAUGAGCCAUAUUGCCUUAAUCUGAUUGACACUCCAGGUCAUGUAGAUUUCUCGUAUGAGGUCUCUCGGUCUCUUGCUGCCUGUGAAGGUGCACUACUUGUAGUUGAUGCGUCCCAGGGAGUAGAGGCACAAACCCUGGCUAAUGUGUAUUUAGCAUUGGAAAACAAUCUUGAGAUCAUCCCGGUUUUGAACAAGAUUGAUCUUCCAGGGGCUGAUCCAGCUCGUGUUUGUCAAGAGAUAGAAGAGAUUGUUGGCCUGGAUUGUAGCAAUGCCAUAUACACCUCAGCAAAGGAAGGAAUAGGUAUUACUGAAAUUCUAAACGCGAUUGUUCAGAGGAUUCCACCUCCACGUGAUACUGCCGAAAGGCCUCUGAGGGCUCUUAUAUUUGACAGUUACUAUGAUCCAUAUCGGGGCGUUAUUGUUUAUUUUCGAGUCAUUGAUGGGACUAUUAAGAAAGGUGAUAGAGUGCUUUUUAUGGCCAGUGGGAAGGAUUAUUAUGCUGAUGAAUUAGGAGUUUUAUCUCCCAACCAGUUGCAAGUUGAUCAAUUAUACGCUGGAGAGGUGGGGUUUCUUUCAGCUUCCAUAAGAUCCGUAGCUGAUGCUAGGGUGGGUGACACUAUAACACACUUCCAGAGAAAAGCAGAACAAUCAUUACCGGGAUACAAGGAGGCUACUCCAAUGGUUUUUUGUGGCUUGUUCCCUGUUGAUGCCGACCAGUUUAGUGAGCUUCGCGAUGCGUUGGAGAAAUUGCAACUUAAUGAUGCUGCAUUGAAGUUUGAGCCAGAGACUUCAAGUGCUAUGGGUUUUGGAUUUCGAUGUGGGUUUUUGGGUCUUCUUCACAUGGAAAUUGUUCAGGAAAGGCUCGAGCGCGAGUACAAUUUGUCUCUAAUAACUACAGCCCCAAGUGUUGUUUACAGAGUCAAUUGCAUAGAUGGUGAUACUGUUGAGUGUUCAAAUCCAUCUUUGCUUCCUGAACCUGGAAAAAGACGGUCAAUUGAAGAGCCAUUUGUUAAGAUUGAGCUGCUCACACCAAAAGAAUAUAUAGGUGCUCUUAUGGAACUGGCUCAAGAUCGACGAGGAAUAUUCAAAGAGAUGAAAUAUAUUACCGAGAAUAGAGCAUCAAUCAUAUAUGAAUUGCCACUUGCUGAGAUGGUUGGAGAUUUCUUUGAUCAGCUAAAGUCAAGAAGCAAAGGUUAUGCAAGCAUGGAAUACAACUUCAUUGGGUAUACAGAAAGUGAUUUGAUAAAGCUUGAUAUUCUCAUAAAUGGUGAUCGUGUCGAACCCUUGGCAACAAUCGUACAUAAAGAUAAGGCAUAUUCUGUGGGAAGGGCUUUAACCCAAAAGCUAAAAGAACUUAUACCCAGACAAAUGUUUAAAGUACCAAUUCAGGCAACCAUUGGCUCAAAAGUUAUUGCCAGCGAGGCUAUAUCUGCUAUCAGGAAGGAUGUUCUCGCCAAGUGCUAUGGUGGUGACAUCUCAAGAAAAAAGAAACUGCUCAAGAAACAGGCUGAAGGAAAGAAAAGGAUGAAAGCCAUUGGUAAAGUUGAUGUACCACAGGAAGCAUUCAUGGCUGUAUUAAAACUUGAAAAAGAGGUCUUAUAAUUCAUUUUGUUAGUAAAGAUUUUUACCGUACAUCCUACCCUCGUCAGACCCGAUUAGGUUUGCGGGCCAAAAUGCGGUAAAGAAAGUGGGGACUACAUUGAUUCUGAUAUAAAUAUCAUGUGAAUAGCUGUAUGACCUGGGAAUUUUUUUUAUUUCUUUUUGAGUUUUUUGCAUUAUUUCAAACACAGCAUUAAUGAAUAGCUAAUUCAGAUUGAGAAGUUCCUAUUUUAGUGACUUUGUAUAUAAAGGAACAAUUAUCUUUUGUUAAUUACACUUGAUUUUUUUUCUGA
Molecule: messenger RNA, 2451 nt
Organism: Solanum pennellii
Lineage: Eukaryota; Viridiplantae; Streptophyta; Magnoliopsida; Solanales; Solanaceae
Product: translation factor GUF1 homolog, chloroplastic
Exons: 22
Coding region: 119-2161 (680 amino acids)
Biological process (GO): positive regulation of translation
Molecular function (GO): ribosome binding; GTPase activity; GTP binding
Source: RefSeq, a predicted model, not a curated record